UGAAAACAAAUGAGUGUUAAUGACGUACUUUAUGUAUGUUAACUGAUGGACACAUUGUGUGAUUGAAUGCAUUGAAUGCACGCCUUAUUUGUCGACAAAAGUAUCGCAAAAAACUUGUUAAACACUUUGUGACCACAACUUUGUCCUCCGAUAUUGUCCACUGAUUACCGAAAACUUUGUAAAAGAUGGCACUUUCCGUACCAAAAGCUCCCGGUUUUCUUCAGAUGCUCAAAGACGGCACCAAAUACUUGUCGGGCAUUGAAGAGGCCGUCAUCCGCAACAUCGAGGCCUGUACUGAGUUGUCAAACGCAUUGAAGACCGGUUACGGACCUAAAGGACUGAAUAAAAUGAUUAUCAAUCACUUAGAGAAACUGUUUGUGACCUCUGAUGCGGCCACUGUUAUCCGUGAGAUGGAGGUCCAGCACCCGACGGCCAGAAUGAUAAUACAAGCCUCACAGAUGAUGGAGCACGAGGUUGGCGACGGAACUAAUUUUAUAGUGCUUUUCGCCGGCGCUCUACUGGAAAACGCCGAAGAAUUGAUUCGUAUGGGUCUAAAGCCGACCGAAAUUAUUGAUGGCUACGAAAUAGCCGCUAAUAAAGUGUUGGAUGAAUUGUUACCGAAAUUGACUGUUCAUGAAGUGAAAGAAUUUAAGGAUCUGAACGAAGUGUCAAAAGCUAUCCGAUCGUCGGUAAUGUCCAAACAAUACGGUAGUGAAGAUUUUUUGACCAAAUUGAUUGCCGAGGCGUGUAUUUCGGUUGGUGUUAAUGACGUGGCUUUCAAUGUCGAUAAUAUCAGAAUUUGUAAGAUAUUGGGUGCAGGAGUGGAAAAGUCAGAAGUGGUUCAGGGAAUGGUCUUUAAAAAAUUGGUCGAGGGUGAUAUAUCAUUAGCUGAAAAUGCUAAAAUAGCCAUCUAUACGGGUGCAGUUGACACACAGGCCACUGAAACUAAAGGAACUGUACUUAUUAAAAGUGCCGACGAAUUGUUGAACUUUUCCAGAGGUGAAGAGAAUCUAUUGGAGGCACAGAUUAAAGCCAUUGCCGAGUCUGGCGCUAAAGUUGUAGUUUCUGGCGGAAAGUUUGGUGACUUAGCUCUUCAUUAUUGCAAUAAAUAUAAUUUAUUAGCCGUUCGACUGAACUCGAAGUUUGAUAUCAGACGAGUGGCUAAAACUGUGAACGCAAUACCUUUACCAAAGCUGACGGCACCCAAUAAAGAGGAAUUAGGAUUUUGUGAUAAAGUUUAUAUCGAUGAAAUUGGCGGAACUAAUGUUGUGGUAUUCGAGCAAAAGUCGAAAGAGUCACGAAUUGCUACAAUUGUUAUCAGAGGAUCGACUGAUAAUAUAAUGGACGACAUUGAACGCUGCAUUGAUGACGGAAUCAAUACUUUUAAAGCAUUAACAAGAGAUGGGAGGUUAGUUGCUGGUGCCGGAGCUGUGGAAAUGGAGUUGGCUCACCAGAUAAGCCAAUUUGCCGAAACAUUGCCCGGACUCGAACAGUAUUCUGUCGGAAAAUUUGCUGAUUCACUUCAGAGCCUUACCGUCGCUUUAGCUGACAAUGCGGGCAUCAAAUCAACCGAAUUGGUCGCAUUGUUGCAGACGGCCCACGCAAAUGGCAAAAGUAAUACCGGCAUCGAUAUCGAAAGCGAUGUCGCGGCUACUAUUGACUCAGUCAACGCCAACAUUUAUGAUCUACAAUUAGUUAAACAUUGGGGCAUAAAAUACGCUACAAAUGUGGCCAAUACUAUACUACAAGUCGAUCAAAUUAUAUGCGCCAAACCCGCCGGAGGACCGAAACCACCGAAACAAGGAGGAGAUUGGGAUCAAGAUUAAGAUAUUUUACUCUAUAAUCACAAUUAACAUACUUUUUGUUACAUUUUUUUUAAAUAUUAUUUUUCAAUAUAUACACCCGAAACCAUAUAUAUAGACUGCUAUCGACUUACCGCUACUUUGAAAACACUCAAUAUUAGAACUAACAAAAUAAUUA
Oppia nitens is the source of this 1980-nucleotide messenger RNA. It is a transcript of the gene CCT8, whose product is annotated as T-complex protein 1 subunit theta-like. Gene Ontology annotation, molecular function: ATP hydrolysis activity; ATP binding; ATP-dependent protein folding chaperone. Gene Ontology annotation, biological process: protein folding. The transcript is spliced from 3 exons. The coding region runs from base 186 to 1826 and encodes 546 amino acids. Lineage: Eukaryota; Metazoa; Arthropoda; Arachnida; Sarcoptiformes; Oppiidae. The record is from RefSeq and is a predicted model, not a curated record. Gene Ontology annotation, cellular component: chaperonin-containing T-complex.